Molecule: messenger RNA, 1130 nt
Organism: Sphaeramia orbicularis (orbiculate cardinalfish)
Lineage: Eukaryota; Metazoa; Chordata; Actinopteri; Kurtiformes; Apogonidae
Gene: cdca5
Product: cell division cycle associated 5
Exons: 1
Coding region: 107-910 (267 amino acids)
Biological process (GO): mitotic metaphase chromosome alignment; double-strand break repair; positive regulation of exit from mitosis
Cellular component (GO): nucleus
Source: RefSeq, a predicted model, not a curated record
UGCGACUCGGGCGGGCAAUUUGACCGGACUGUUGUUGCUGUGUCUGCGAUAGCACUGUAUCGAUUGUAAGUAAAAUACUUGGAAGAUUUACAUAGAAAUAAAUAGUAUGCACGAAGGGACGCCUAAUACUGCAAUGGCGGAGUCUAAUAAUAUUAACGGCCCGCAAAGACGACGGUCGGCACGGUUGAGUCCACGUCAAGCUGAUUUAACAACUGACAACAAAAUGGCGCGGCCUGGUUUUGCUGUUAAACGCUCAAUUACUGUGAAGAAAAUAGCACCUAGGAAGACAACCGCGCCCUCUGAGCACAACAAGGAGAACACGCCGAGACGGUCGGGGUCUGAAAGUGUCCAGCAGAAGAAGCCAAAGGUCUCCACCCCUAGUCCCGUCCCCGAAAAUAGGGGCUCCUCCUCGUCCAAGAAGAAGCAGAAGGCCGCUGUGCCAUCACCGAUACUCCCCUCGACGCCGCCCCCCGCUUCUCAGCCCCAACAGCCGGAUGUGGAUCCAGCUGAUGCGGUGUGGUCGCAGAAGGUACGUCGGUCCUACAGCAGGCUCAGCGAUAAGUCAUUCAACAGCCCCGAGUCCCGUGAAACGUUGUUCGGGUUUGAAAAGCUCAACACUCCGGUGGUAAUGCGGAGAGGAGGAGGAGGAGUAAGGGGGGAAACCGAAACGGGUCUGGAGGUUUCUGGGUUCUUGUCUGGUCUGUCUUCAUUCACGUCUCUGCUCGAGGCGGAUGAUUGUGCUUCAGCUUUCCCUGAACCGGAUCCAAACAUCCCUGGGGUGGCUGUGGUGAAGGAGAAGAGGCGGAGGAAGAAGGUGCAGCAGAUCGACAACGCAGAGCUGGAUCAGCUGGCUGCCAAAAUGAACGCAGAGUUUGAGGAGGCAGAGGGCUUUGAGCUCAUUGUGGAGUGAACACUGACACUGAUACACUCAAGGAAUCAUGGGACACUGUUUUUUUGUUUGUGCCAUGAAAAACUGAAGUGACACUUGGAGUAUCUCCCUCCAUUUAUGUGGUUCUUCAAUACAGUCUUGUUAUUUUUGUACAUUUUCAUUUCUUUAUAUUCUAAAGCAGGGGUGUCAAACUCAUUUCAGUUCAGGGGUGACAUUCAGCCCAAUAUGACCUCAAGUGGGC